UUAGUCUUUCUAAACUAUAACAAGGCCUGUUUUUGUUAUUUCUGUUAAGAGAAAUUGAGCUAAGUCAUCAUUAGAAUAUCAAGUAAGAAUACAAGCAAAAAUGACGAGCAACGGGGAAAAAUUCCCACCACAAACACAGGAUUCUCAACCAGGAAAGCAAUAUUUGAUGAAUCCACUCCCGAAAUCUGUCAAUCCUCACUAUAUACCUUCCAAAAAGCUUCAUGGAAAGGUGGCAUUGGUAACAGGAGGUGAUUCAGGGAUAGGAAGGGCAGUUUGUUACUAUUUUGCACUCGAGGGUGCAACUGUUGCUUUCACUUACGUUAAAGGGCCGGAGGAUAAAGAUACCGGUGACGCCUUGGCCUUGAUAAGAGAAGCGGCCAAAGAAAAUGAUGCAGGUGAGCCUAUUGCCAUUCCAGCUGAUCUUCGCCGAGGUGAAGAGGAAUGCACGAAGGUGGUUGAUAAGGUGGUUAGCCACUUUGGACGCAUUGAUGUCUUAGUGAAUAACGCAGGAGUACAAUACUUUGCUGAGAGAAUCGAAGAAAUCACAGAGGAACAACUAAGGACUACAUUUGAAAUCAACUUCUUCGCUAGUUUCUUCUUGGCAAAGCACUCACUAAAGCAUAUGAAAGAAGGAAGCAGCAUAAUCAACACAACCUCCGUCACAGCAUACAAGGGUGAGGAAACGCUAGUUGACUACAGCAGCACCAAAGGAGCGCUUGUUAGCUUCACUAGAAGCCUCAGUCUUCAACUCAUCAAACGAGGAAUUCGAGUAAAUGGAGUAGCACCAGGCCCCAUAUGGACUCCCCUUCAGGUUGCUUCUCUGCCUGUUGAACGGGUUGUGAAUUUAGGUUCAUAUGCACCAAUGGAUAGAGCCGCGGAGCCAUUUGAAGUCCCUCCAUCUUUUGUAUUUCUUGCAAGCGACGAGUGUUCAUCCUAUUUCACAGGUCAAGUCCUUCAUCCAAAUGGUGGAGAGAUCGUUAACGGAUGAUCCAUUGAUCCAAGUAUGUCGACUGUCAAGAUAAUCUAAUAAAGAGCACGAGCGUGUACAUACCCCUGUGUCUCCGAUGUUCAAACAUCUAAUAAAUAUAUUUAUGUUAAUAAUCAUCCUUGCAUUUUAAUGUAUGCAAAAGCCAAAGUAUUUACUUUGUUUAUUUGUUGUGUUUAUUACUUUGGCUUUGUAUUCGUUAUCCUUUUAAACCAUCCUUGUAUUCUACGUACUUAUGUCGUACAUGUACUAUGCUAUAUUUUUUAAAAACACCUUCAUUUAAGGAGGAGGGGGGGGGGGGGGGAUGGUGAGGAAUCAAACCCCGUGUCACACGGGAGAUGGUAAGACCAAUCCCUCCAUUCCUAAUGUCAUUUACUAUGCAAUAUGUGUUGGAACAUUUAUGGAAUAAAUGGAGCUUAUGUAUCAUAUAUGAAGUUUAUAUUAU
Messenger RNA from Chenopodium quinoa (quinoa), 1430 nucleotides. RefSeq names its product glucose and ribitol dehydrogenase-like. The coding region runs from base 101 to 988 and encodes 295 amino acids. Gene Ontology annotation, molecular function: oxidoreductase activity. The transcript is spliced from 4 exons. The record is from RefSeq and is a predicted model, not a curated record. Lineage: Eukaryota; Viridiplantae; Streptophyta; Magnoliopsida; Caryophyllales; Amaranthaceae.